AUGAAUACUCCAGGAAUUCGUUAUCUCCUGGCUCUUCUGAUGGCCGCCACAGCCGUUGCCUUGGCGAGCGACUGUUCGUCCUCUUGCACUUGCAAGUGGAAGCAGGGUAAAGAAACGGCUGAGUGUCGCCACAAAGGACUGCAGACUUUGCCUGCACACCUAGAACCAUCGACACAGGUCAUCGAUCUGUCGUACAACAACAUACAGAGACUCCCCAAUCAGGCAUUUCUGCAAGAGAAACUCACAAACUUACAGAAGAUAUAUCUGAUAAGUUGCAAUAUACAAGAAAUAGCUAAUGGAGCCUUUCAGGAACUAAGCAACUUGGUCGAAAUCGACCUGAGCAUGAACCUCCUAAAAAGAAUCCCAUCACAGGCCUUCAAACACACGCCUGAGCUGCGCGAACUCUACCUCCAAGGCAACUCUAUCCAGCACAUAGAAUUAGGCUCUUUCAGCCACUUGCAGUCUCUGAAAAGCCUGGACCUCAGCAAAUGCAACAUCACCACGAUAGCCGCUCGUGCGUUUGAACCUCUGAGAAUGCUAGAGAAGUUGAAGCUCCAUGCCAAUAAGCUGACCACUCUGCAACCCCGUCUAGUGGAGAGCUUGCAGAACCUUCAUUUAGUCACAGUGCAUGAAAACCCCUGGAUCUGCGACUGCCGGUUGAGGAAGCUGCGAGAGUGGCUGGUGGUGACCCGCGCGCCACACACGAUUUCCCCCGUGUGUUCCUCUCCUCCUCGAGUUCAGGGCCAGAACUUCGACAGCAUGGACGAAGAUCAGCUUGCCUGUCCCCCCGAAAUCCUCCCGACGGGGCGCAAGAUCGAAAGUGUCGCAGGAGAUAACGCCACCAUUUGGUGUCCUGUAGGAGGUCUCCCUACUCCAGGUGUGACCUGGUACGUUCGUGACAUAGCGGUGGAGAAUGGCUCCAUAGUAGGUGGAGCAGGUGCCCAGGGGUAUAUCCUGAAUGAGGCCACUGAGGAGCGCGGGAGCCUGCUCGUAAUAGCAGAUGCCACCGUUCAGGAUUCCGGCUUGAACAUCCGAUGCGUUGCGUCAAAUGCUGCCGGCAGUGCAUCUGCAACCUUUAUUUUGACUGUCAGCAAUCGGGUGUCCGGCCUCGCAGGGUUCUCGGCCGACAAAAUUGCUGCAAUAUCAUCUGUAUUUGUAGUGGUUGUAGCCUUGCUUAUAGGAUUUUUUUCCUUGCUGGCUCGUCGCCGGAACUCCCACACGCCGGUUCCCAUAAAAACCGUAACGGUCAACGGCGCCACCGAGUCUCGCAUUGCUGAUUUCCAUUACACUCCUUCUGCGUACGUCGGGGGGAUCGGUGGUGGCGCCCUCGGACAACCCCGACCUCCUUUGCGAAGCAGAACCCAACUCCGAAGUGGAGACCGCCGACGGAUGCACGACGGACGAAGGGAGCCAACACUCCCUCUGCAGCAACACGCCCAGGUUGAACGGACACAGCCGCAGCCACACCGUGUCUCUCGACGGCGACUCGCACAAGGCGGUGACUUGUCCGUACGACUCGAUGUGGGCGCCUGA
Messenger RNA from Penaeus vannamei (Pacific white shrimp), 1533 nucleotides. RefSeq names its product leucine-rich repeat-containing protein 4C. Lineage: Eukaryota; Metazoa; Arthropoda; Malacostraca; Decapoda; Penaeidae. The record is from RefSeq and is a predicted model, not a curated record. Gene Ontology annotation, molecular function: protein binding.